AUGCUUACCUUUGAUGCUGAGGGUCGAGCUGUCGACUUUGAGGUCUGGGUCGAUGUUCUGCAGCUUUUCCUACAGUCUGAUCGCAAAGACGGUCUUUCACAGUUCGAUUUCACGUCUGGCGCCUCUGCGGCCCCUGCUGCCAAUGCUGAAAGUACUUUUCCCUCACAGUGGACCACACGCGAUGCUGCUCCUCGUCUUGCUGUGCGUAGUCACCUGCCGUCCACUGAGCACGCGCACUUUAGUCAAUACAAGAGUGCUAAGACCUUGUACAACGCUGUUGUUGCACGCUACUCUUCCCUUGCCACUGCUGCCCUUAGUUGCCUCAUGAUGCCGUACCUGUUCCCUGACCUCGGCGCCUUUCCCACAGUCGCUGACCUCAUCACCCGGCUCCCUAACUCCCUUCGCUCGGUCAGGGACCACUUCCUCUCUGUUUGCCCCACCACACUCACCGUUGACCUCCUCGAGGAGCACCUCCUUGCACCUGAGAAGAGUAUAGUUGCUGUAAAAGCCUCUUGUGGUGACCCUCGUGCCCCCUUCUAUGAGGGGUGCUCCCCCGCUCCGCUUUUGCCCUAUGUUGCCUCUUCUGCUGCUGUCGACCUCGUUGGCACCGAGUCGGUCGGUGCUGCGUCUGCCCAUAGCGGGAGACGCCGCAACGACAAGGACAAGGGGGGCAAGGGCGCUGAGGAGCUGGCGGGGGCGGUGGUGGUGGCGGUGGAGGCGGCGGAGGGGGUGGGGUUGGCGGUGGGAGUGGUGGCGGGGGUGGAGGCUUCGGUGGCGGCGGUGGAGGCGGAGGUGGCAGCGGCGGUGGCGGUGGGAGCGGAGAUGGCGGCGGUGGCAGCAGUGGGAGCAGCGGCGGUGGAGCUUGUCGGGGUGGCUCUGUGCAGCGGGGAGGCUUCAGUGGUGGUCAGCGCCAAUAGCAGCACGCUCGUGAGACCCCGCCACCCCAGCAGCUUCGUGAGUGGUACGCUGCGCAUCAGCGGGGUGGGGGUGCUGGUCCUUGUGCCUAUGUACUGCAUACUAGCGACUGCACUGGUGAGCCGUGCGGCGGCCCGCACGCCACCCAGCGCUGCUUCGGCCGCCUGA
Closterium sp. NIES-65 is the source of this 1083-nucleotide messenger RNA. The record is from the annotation of a GenBank genome assembly. Lineage: Eukaryota; Viridiplantae; Streptophyta; Zygnematophyceae; Desmidiales; Closteriaceae.